This is a messenger RNA of Setaria italica (foxtail millet), 1449 nucleotides long. RefSeq names its product ethylene-responsive transcription factor RAP2-11. The transcript has a single exon. Lineage: Eukaryota; Viridiplantae; Streptophyta; Magnoliopsida; Poales; Poaceae. Gene Ontology annotation, biological process: regulation of DNA-templated transcription. Gene Ontology annotation, molecular function: DNA binding; DNA-binding transcription factor activity. The record is from RefSeq and is a predicted model, not a curated record. Bases 170 to 1117 code for a protein of 315 amino acids.
GGGCUCCAUUGCCAAGUGACCUGAAAUCCUCUAUAAAUCCUCUCCCCUUGUGCUCAGCUGCUCACCACCAAAACCAAAGCAGAGCAAGCACCCGGCAGAUCGACACCUGUCUUCCUCCUCUCCCCUCCAACCACUCCAACCAUCAGCUCGAACACCAAGAAAGCCUCCAAUGGAGCUCCACUUCCAGCCGCAGUCAUCAGGGUUCCAGCUCGAGGAUUACAGCAGCUACUACUACUACUACUACCAGCAGGAGGCGGCGGCGCAGGCCAAGCCGUCCAAGCCGCGGGGCCGGAAGAAGGGCAGCAACAACCACAGCAAGUUCGUCGGCGUCCGGCAGCGGCCGUCGGGGCGGUGGGUGGCCGAGAUCAAGGACACCACGCAGAAGAUCCGCAUGUGGCUCGGCACCUUCGAGACCGCCGAGGCCGCCGCCAAGGCCUACGACGAGGCCGCCCGCCUCCUCCGCGGCAACGAAGCCCGCACCAACUUCGCGCCCCGCAUCUCCCCGGACUGCCCGCUCGCCGUCCGCAUCCGCGGCCUCCUCCACCACAAGAAGGUCAAGAAGGCCAAGGCCGCCGCGGCGAGCUCCUCCUCGGCCGCCGCCGCCGCCGUCUCGAAGAAGAAGGCGGCGAUCUCCCCUGCUCCCACCACGAGCAAUAGCAAUAGCAAUAGCAAUAGCAAUAAUAAUAGUAAUAGCACGAAUAGUGCUUGUGGUGGCUCUAGCAGCAGCAGCAGCAGCUCCAGCAGCGCAGUCAGCUGCGACGACGCCGUGCUAAAUGGCGGCGGCGGCGCGCUGGACGCCAGUGAGGUGUACCGGCCGGAGUUCGCCGCCGUGGGCGCCGAAGAGUUCGAUUCUUGGAUGUUCGACUCGGCGUUCGGCCAGUUCCCGGCUCUGGACAGCUUCGCCGCUGUCGACACCGCCGUCCCAGCCGCACCCGUGGAAGAGGAGCCGGUCGCCACCGCGGCGCCGGGCGAAAUGGCGGAGUUCGAGCGGAUCAAGGUGGAGCGGCGCAUCUCGGCGUCGCUGUACGCCAUGAACGGCCUGCAGGAGUAUUUCGACCGGGUGCUCGACGCCUCCGCCUGCGACCCGCUCUGGGAUCUCUCGCCGCUCUGCCACUGAGCUAGUAGCUAGCCUCACCUCAACUGCGUGCGUGCGUCGUCGUUCUUGCUCUUUCGCCUCCUGGAUGUUGGCCAUUGUCGGGGAAGUAACAGGUGUCAGGUGUAUGUGUGCGUGCGCGGUGUAAAGAGGAAGACGAAGAUCGAGGAUCCUACUCGUUGUAGCCAGUGGAUGCAUUUUUGUGCGAAAAUGCUUCGAAUUUUGCCGUGUGGCAAAGCAAGUCAUUGUGCAUUCCAAUUUUCAGGAUGUAGUAUCUCUUCUUGAGCUGCAUAAUGGCACCUGAUCUCGGAAUUCAAUUCUUUUGGUGUACCCUUUGUGGAGAUAAAUUCGGUGUA